UGGUCGGCUAGGUUAAGACGGGAGGGUGUUUUACUGAGUGAAUCCGUGACAGGAGCUAGCAAGUUUGUUUCUCGGAAACCGCCGCUACAAGCUUGUAUUUUGGUCAGACAGUUAAGUGUGGACAUUAUGGUGUUGACUUUUUGAUCCCCAUUUAGCUCUGGAGUGAGAUUAUGCAAUUAUUGAACCGCUAAAAGUAAUACUGUUUUACAGUCGUAACGACGGAACGAGAUGGUGGUUGUUAGUAAAUAAGUGCAUUCCUUAAAGAAUGACUACGACAGCCUAAGCAUACACCAAGAUGAACUGGAUGUGUUGUUCUCUAAAUGUGAUGUUCCUGCUUGAGUCUGUGCUUGGUAUACUCCCCGCGCCAUCGAACGUGUCUGUUAACUCCGUUAACUUCCUUCACAUCCUGCAUUGGAAUCCUGGGCCUGCCACCCCCCCAGGUGUCCAGUAUAAGGUCUUUUCAAGGUUAAGCGGAGAAAAGGAGAAAAAAACACAGAAUGAUAACACGACAACCGCAACAUCUUUACAGCUGAAUUUGGACAAAUAUAAAUAUUAUUUUACUGUCCAAGCAUUCUACAAUGGAACCUGGUCUCCGGAGUCUGAAGAAGUCUCCUUCUCUCCAUUUGAACAAACUAUAAUAGGUCCUCCAGAAGUAACGGUGACCGAAUGUGGCAACUGCAUUCAAAUCAACAUGUCCCUGCCAGAGGCUGACAAAAGCUCAGGGAUACCAAACAAUGACAUCAUGGCCAUCUACAAAGCUAAGUUCAGGGUCUUGUGGAAGAGAUCUAAUAAAAUUGAGGAGGUUUACAAAACCGAAGCCAGGAGUGUUAAAAUUAACAAUUUGGAGAAAGGCAAACAGUACUGUGUCCAGAUUCAAACUGAGAUUACCAUGAAUAAAAAUACUGAGCCAUCAACCUGGGUAUGCACCACCACAUCGAUUGCAGAGUUAGACAGAGUACCUGUUCUUGGCAUAACUCUUGGUCUUCUGAUAUGUUUCACUGGUGCCUUGAUGACAUUGACAUGUUGUCUGUAUUACACUGGAUUCCUUUGUAAACUUCAAGCAUCCCUCCCAAGAGCACUAAUUAUGGCCCUCAUGCAUGCCAAAUCUCUGCCAGUAGAGGAAACUAGCCCUGAUCUGAUCUCAGUUUGCUCGGAUACAUCCAAGCAGAAGUACACUAUCACCACAUCAUUAUGUCCUACCCCCAGAAUCACCUGUUCAGGGAUGAAAGAUGAGGAGGUUGGUGAAGAAGAGGAAGAAAAUGAAGGAAGUAAUUUCUAUAUUAACAGAGAUGGUGAAAAUUUAUCAAGGGAAAGUUCCUGUCAUGACUCUUGUAAUGUAUUAAGGACAAGUUUGACUGCAAAGUCACGCGCUGAAGCAGAUACAUCUGAUAUAUCAUCUGAGACUGUUCCAGCGGAGCUCGAUCAACUCAAGACUGGAGUUGAAAAUGACACUUUUUUGUCUCGGUGGCCAGAAAUGGAAGUCAAGGAGCAACUCAUAUUUGAGUUGGGAGAGGAAAUGGAUGAAAAGACUGUCAACAUGUCUGAAAAUGUCAACCUAUCAUCAGUGACCCUGACUGCCAUAGCCAUCCACGAGAAAGGACAACUAAAUAGUGAAGACUCACAUGCUGAUUCUUUGAGGCUGUCUGAAUUGGAACCUUUAAUGUUCGCAGCCACAAAGCAAAGUUUGCUACACACAGACAUGCCAACAGACUCAGAUGACUUGACAUCAACAGAGUGUACGUGUUUUGGUGAGACCGGCUAUGAGUAUAGAUGUGAUGAUCUUGAAACACAAGAUAAGUUGGGGAAAGAACAAUUCUUGGGAUAUAUGGGACGAUAAUAUGCUUCUGCAACAGUGUUACAUACAUUAAUGAUAAAAAAUAAUUAUAAUAAUCGUCACUCUUGUUG
Messenger RNA from Hippocampus comes (tiger tail seahorse), 1905 nucleotides. RefSeq names its product interferon alpha/beta receptor 2-like. Gene Ontology annotation, cellular component: plasma membrane. The coding region runs from base 296 to 1837 and encodes 513 amino acids. Gene Ontology annotation, biological process: cytokine-mediated signaling pathway. Gene Ontology annotation, molecular function: protein binding; cytokine receptor activity. Lineage: Eukaryota; Metazoa; Chordata; Actinopteri; Syngnathiformes; Syngnathidae. The transcript has 8 exons. The record is from RefSeq and is a predicted model, not a curated record.